This is a messenger RNA of Notechis scutatus (mainland tiger snake), 2491 nucleotides long. RefSeq names its product GRB2 associated binding protein 3 (gene GAB3). Gene Ontology annotation, molecular function: signaling adaptor activity. Gene Ontology annotation, biological process: signal transduction. Lineage: Eukaryota; Metazoa; Chordata; Lepidosauria; Squamata; Elapidae. The record is from RefSeq and is a predicted model, not a curated record. Gene Ontology annotation, cellular component: cytoplasm.
GGCGGGCGGCGGCCCGGAGGCGGACGAAGAUGAGCGCGGGGCACGUCGUCUGCACCGGCUGGCUGAUCAAGUCGCCCCCCGAGAAGAAGCUCAAGCGCUACGCUUGGCGGAAACGCUGGUUCGUGUUACGUCAAGGCCGGAUGAGCGGCAACCCCGACGUGCUGGAAUAUUAUCGGAACAGUCAUUCCAAGAAGCCAAUCCGGGUGAUCGACCUGAACGAGUGUGAAGUGGUGAAGCACUCGGGCUCCAACCUGAUCAAGAAGGAGUUCCAGAAUAACUUUGUCUUUGUUGUGAAAACAACCUACCGCACCUUCUACCUGGUGGCCAAAUCGGAAGAGGAAAUGCACGUGUGGAUCCACCACAUCACUCAGAUCUGUAACUUCGGACACUUGGAAGACGGGACAGAUUCAGGGGACAGCCUGUCCCACACGACGUCUUCCCCGCAACCUUCUCCGGCCAUUUCUGCCCACGCGUUGAGGAGUGCCAACCCGUCUCUCACCUCCGACCAUGCCAGCACCGAUGCAGCAGCAGCUGAGGAGACAGCCAGCGAGUCGGAAUCUGUCUUUCUGCCUGACUAUCUCUUUUUAUCCAACUGUGAGACGGGAAAACUCAGCCAUGUUAGGUGCCACAGUUGGUCCAAUUCUGACCGCUCUCUGGAGAGGACGUUAUCCGAUGAUGUCUUCUUUGACUUCGUGUCUUCUCAGUCCUCACUGUGCUUACAGCUUUCUGGCGGCCUGCUUCAAGAGAUGGUCCAGCCAACCAUUCAUGGAAUCCUUCCAAGAAACACAGAUUCAAGCGGACCUCCUUCUGGUGACUUCUCUUCUUCCUCGCCCUUGUCAGGGCCUCCUGCGACGCCAACCAUCCUAGCAGAGAAAAGCCAGAAUACUCUACCCUAUGGCUUUACCGAACUCGAGAUUUUGGCUAAGACUCCCCCUCCCAGGCCACCAAAGCCACCCCACUUCCCAGACAGAAGAGCUGAAGAGCAGGCUGGUGUGGUCCUUCAGAAUGGACAUGCAAGGAUCUCUAGCUCUCCAGGGAUCUUCGUUCCAAGGAGGAUUUCCCUCUCUGGACUGGACAGCAUGAAGAAUUGGAGAGCAGACAUGGAAGAAAAUUCUUUACGGCGCAGGGAUAAGAGGUUGAGCUUGAACUUGCCUCGCCGGAUGAGCCCUCUCUACUCCUGCGCGUCCAACAACACCGAAGACAGUUACGUCCCCAUGCAUCCAAGCACCUCCCCUCCUGUCGCAGGAACUGACUGCACCCCGGAUGGCUACAUUCCCAUGAACCCAGGAUCAGCUACUUUUGCUCUUGCUGAAGUUAGCACGGAAAAGCUCACCAGCCCCUUGCCUGAACUCCCCUUGGAUUUGGAACCCCCUCCGGUGAACCGAGAUCUUAAGCCUCGGACAAAAUUCCGACCGCCUCCGUUGGACCUGCGAAACCUUUCCACCAUCAGAGAACAUUCUGCCUUAACCAGGACAUGGACUGUGCCUUACAAUCGAACAAGCUUUAUCUCUCCCGAAAGAGACUGCAUUAAUUCAGCAAGGGUAUUUGCUGCUUCAGUUUCCGGAGAAGAGGAAGGAAGUUACAUUCAAAUGGAGCACCAACAAGCAACAUCUCCAUAUAAUGGAGAUUUCCAAUCGCCAAAGAAGUUUAACCUUGACUACUUAGCACUGGAUUUUAAUUCUGCUUCUCCAUCUCCUGUACAGAAGAAACCUUUCCUCUCUGAAGAACAACGAGUGGACUACGUUCAGGUAGACGAGCAAAGAACUCAAGCUCUGCAAAAUACGAAACAGGAAUGGACAGAUGAGAGGCAAUCCAAAGUGUGAAGAGGAGAAGGCAUGGAUUGGUUCCUUGGUUAGCUUGAUUUUUUGUUUUUAUUUUUGCACACCAAAAUCGGGUCAUUUGAACGACGGAGCAGAGACUGGAAUUGUUGCAGAGCAGAAGAAGACAUCUGAUGGUUGCUGUCCUCGUGCUGUGAGGAUGGUCCCAGAAGGAGUGGGUCAUCUGUAAAAAGAUUGGGGUGCGGUUGAUCGGAAUGACAUCCUUUCGUCAUUUCCUUCAUUGCUUCUUCCAGUUAGGAUCUGAAUGGUACCCCUGUUAAAACCUGAACUUGGCUUCUUUGGACAUUAACAGGAACAAAAGCCUCGCAGUGUCAACGUUCAACACUGUAGUUACUUGUGACUUUUUUUCCCUACAUCCUGGCUACUUAACAGAAGCUAGAUCUAUUAUAGCAGCUGGUACUGAUCGAUGCUAGGAAAAUAAGGGCUAAAUAUUAGAAGUUAGAGAAAGUAACUGGUGGGAGGGGAAGGUUUAGGUUUUUUGAUAUAAAAUGUUUGCCAUUUUCUUGACUAAAUCCAAGAGUGUAAAUACCACUUCUUUUUGCUAGUGGAACUCAUCUACAGAGAGUAAAAUCCAUCACUUCGUUUGUCUCUUUGUUUGUAAAAGCCCCAGAGGUGCAGUGGUUAGGCAUGCAGUAUUGCAGGCAAACACUGCC